Lucilia cuprina (Australian sheep blowfly) is the source of this 597-nucleotide messenger RNA. Its product is annotated as CUGBP Elav-like family member 3. The record is from RefSeq and is a predicted model, not a curated record. Gene Ontology annotation, molecular function: RNA binding. The transcript has a single exon. The annotation marks the transcript as partial. NCBI's taxonomy places the organism in Eukaryota, Metazoa, Arthropoda, Insecta, Diptera, Calliphoridae.
UUUACAGGUCCUGAAGGCUGUAAUCUUUUUAUAUAUCAUUUGCCGCAAGAAUUCACCGACACCGAUUUGGCAUCAACUUUCCUGCCAUUCGGAAAUGUAAUUUCCGCCAAAGUCUUCAUCGAUAAACAGACAAACUUGUCAAAAUGUUUUGGUUUUGUGUCGUUUGAUAACUCAGAAUCGGCGCAGGUAGCCAUUAAGGCAAUGAAUGGUUUUCAAGUGGGCACCAAGCGUCUAAAGGUGCAACUUAAGAAACCCAAAGAUGCCUCCAAGCCAUACUAACAUAGAAAGCAACAAUUGCAACUAAAAAUUCACCUCCCCAUAACAAGCAGCAAAACAUCAAACGUAUUUAGCAAAUACCUUUGGGAAAGUAAACAGCAGAUGUGUUUAACCUAGAAAAUGCUGUAAAUUCUUUUAUCCUUAAGAAAGGAGGUAAAUUUUUAAAAUUGGAUUUUGAAAACCAUCAAAUUGUUUUAAGUUUCUUUAUUUUUUAAAUAACUAGACUUUUAAAGUUUUGUGAAUUUUUAAUUUAAAUGAAUUUGAAUUUCUUUUUUUAUAUAAUUUUAUAAAUUUGGUUAAGUGUUUAGUUGUAGUUUAUAU